Gryllus bimaculatus (two-spotted cricket) is the source of this 3554-nucleotide messenger RNA. The record is from the annotation of a GenBank genome assembly. Lineage: Eukaryota; Metazoa; Arthropoda; Insecta; Orthoptera; Gryllidae.
AGCAAUUGAGUGAACACUUCCUGUCAAGUUUCUAUCGAUUAUUGGUUGACUUCUGAUUGUCGACUCUCAUUUGUUUCUGUAAUGCUGGAGAACAAUCGCCGCUCGCGACGCGAACAGUGACGUCAGAGUUGCGGUAGGCUAGGCGGCGCGGUGGGCCAGUCGUACGUGACAUUUGAUCGUAGGAACGCUUACGUGAUUUGUAUUUGUUGUUGUUCAGUAGUGUUUGAUUGUUGUCGUUGUCCGACGAAAUAAGACAAUGUACGUGCAAUUUUCUGUAAUGUAGCUCCGUGCAAUUGUAUCUGGAACGUAAAGAGCCGUCGCGCCCAGUUGUACCUGAAAUGUUCUCAAAAUAAAGUGGGCUAUGGAUUUUCUACCAUGGACAUGAGUGUGACAGGUGUUUUUUGAAUACUUAAAAGUACCUGUUUUCCUCGUGAAUACGACCUUGAAAGAAUUGCCAGAGACAUGUCUGAGUCGUACGAUUUCCUCUUUAAAUUUUUGGUGAUUGGGAGUGCGGGCUCGGGGAAAUCUUGCCUAUUACAUCAGUUUAUUGAAAGUAAAUUUAAAGAUGAAAGUAGCCAUACUAUUGGAGUGGAAUUUGGAUCAAAGAUUGUGAAUGUUGGUGGCAAAUCUGUGAAGCUGCAGAUAUGGGAUACAGCAGGACAAGAGAGAUUCCGGUCAGUGACUCGCAGUUAUUAUAGGGGAGCUGCUGGUGCUCUUUUGGUGUAUGACAUUACCAAUCGUGAGUCAUUUAAUGCUCUUGCAAAUUGGCUCUCUGAUGCACGUACUCUUGCCAGCCCCAACAUUGUCAUUCUUCUUGUGGGUAAUAAACGAGAUCUUGAAGACGACCGUGAGGUUACAUUUCUUGAGGCCAGCCGAUUUGCACAGGAAAAUGAAUUAAUGUUCUUGGAGACAAGUGCAAAGACAGGAGAAAAUGUGGAAGAGGCUUUCUUGAAAUGUUCAAAAACUAUCUUAGCAAAGAUAGAAACAGGGGAACUUGACCCAGAGCGUAUUGGAUCUGGCAUUCAGUAUGGUGAUUCUGCCACUCGUCGCUUACAUCGAGAAGGUGGUCGCCGGCAACCUGAUUGCAUCUGCCGUAUGUAACAUGAGGUGGCAAGAAGUUAAUGUUUGCCCUUCAGUUCUAUUUUUCUUCGUCAUGAUACUUCCACAUUUCACAUACUGAUUCAUUGGUUGUUGUUUCACACUUUCAUUGUAUAAGAUACAGACUGUGUUAAGAGGAGUGGGCUAUUGAUGCAAUGCAAAGGUAACACCACAUUCUCUGUUGCUUUGACAGCUGACAUAGCCUGUGUGGCUGUGCCUUGCAAUUAGGUAAUUCUGUAAGAUAAUGUAUAUUAAAAAUGCCUAGAAAAGUAGAUUGGACAAAGUGUGUUGCCUCUUUAAUUUAAUAUUGUGGUGUAAUUAAGAAUUUGCUGAGCUUAGAUAUGGAUAACCAAUAUUAAAUAAAUAUUCAUCCAUACUGAUAAUAGCUUGGUAAUAUAUUUCUUUUGUAAGUUGUUGUAGUUGCUUUUUUGCUAAUCAGGAGAUUAGCUUUUCAAAUUGUUAACAAUGCACUUUUGAGCAAUUACUGUUACAGUUGAAAACAAAAUGUUAAAACCUGAUGGUUGUGAAGCAUCAGAGGUACAUGAAAGAAAUACAGCAUUUCAGAAGAUGGGUGCUGGUACAAUUGCUGAAAUGCUGAUAAUAUUUAAAUACAAGUUUAAGUGUUUUUCUUUCUUUUCUUUGCCACAAUUAAUCAAAACGCUGAAUCUUCUGUAAUGUAAAUACACUGUACAUUGUACACAGGUCUGCUUGUUUCAGCCAAGCUGUAACUUGUGUAUGCUGACUAUUUAAUGUGCCCUGCUGGACAAUAAAAGUCAUAAAACCACUUAUCAUAGUAUCUGUUCCUUUGUAAUGUUCCAUCUUUCAAUCACUAUUCCUGUAGAGCAUUGGUCUAUUUGUAAUUGGAACUUGGUUACCACACACCCAUACUUAACAUUGCAAGCCUGACACUCUUGUCACGAUUACAUCACCUCAGAAUAGGAUCAUUAGCAAAGCUUUUUUUCUGUUAAGAUUUUGAAUAAUCUUAUUCUUGAACCUGGGGUAUUCAAGUUAGCUGGGAAAUCAUCCAUUUUGUUGUUUUGUAAUAACAGGUUUCAGAAUGAUUUUAUAUUUCACUGAAAAAAUUUGAAUUGGAUAUAAUGUAAAACAUACAUUGGGAUUAAGAACAAAAAAUGAGAAAAACAAAGUAACUUCACAUUUGUGCCCAAAUUGCUGAAAAUAGAAUCUAGAACUUCCAUAACAAUUCGAAAAGUUCAGGUACCAUUCACAACAAAUUCCUUCCUUUCAGAACUCUCCUGAGAUUACUGUUUUUUGACUAAAUCCAAAUACUAAACACUUUGUGUCAUGGGUGAGAAGAUCCUCUCCUACUCUUUUCCCCCUAAUAAAUUCAUAACUUUUCUUGCAUUUCAUGACUUGUGGAUGAAAGUUAUUGAUUGUUUGCAAAGACUGUAUUAUCCGACACAGGAGACAGCAGUACAACACUUCUAUGAACUUGUAAUUGUAAAUAUAUUUAACUUGUAAAAUAGUUUAAUAUAUAACACAGGCAAUAGCUAUGCUUAGUUGGAGACCCCUCUUGUAUAAUAUACUGUAAUAAUAAAAUAGCAAAUUAUUUCAGUUCUCCCUUACUUCAUUACAUUACUAUUGAUGCUAGAUUUAAGCACCUUAAAUUUUAAAAACCGCAUUUUGAAAACAAAAGCUUUAUAAAAACUAAAAUUUAGUAUUUUGUACCAUUUGUUGCAAAAAUUUUUAUGGGAGGUUCCUGAGGUCAAAAUGUUUUUGAUGCUCUUUGGGUUUUCUCAUUAAAAUUGGGAAGUGGGGGAAACAAAUUUAAUAUUGUGUCAUUUUGGAGCUUCAUCAAAUAUUUAAAGAAGUAAUUUUAAAUCCAAAGAAUGUUUCCUGUCUUUUAUAGAAUAGGCUUCUGAAUAACUUUCAAAGGAGAGGAAAAGGAUUCUGUUGCAAUUUGUAAAUACUUUUUAAAGGUUUUGUAUAUUGAAUGAAAUAAAAUUAUAUAAAUACCUAUUACCUAUAUGUAACACAAUCAAUGGAAAACUGAGGGGAUAUUUCAAUGUUGCUUCCUUUAACCUAUUUCUUCUGCCAGCAACAAUUAAACUACAUUGACCAAAAUAUCUUCAGCUUCUACAGUUGGACACUGUCAAAUUAAAUAUUUACGAACAUUGAUGUGUUGUUGUCGAUGUCACAUCCCUAGUUAGAGAGUGAAAAUGAAGUAACCCAUAAAAUUCAAUUUGGCCAUUAAAUAUCAGAUUCACAACAGUUUUGCAGAUCGAAAAUCUUCAGAAAGUUCGCAUUAUGAUCAACUGCUAAAACCUACCAUAUCUAUUAAUUACCUUUCUUUCUCUAUUAAUUAAAAAUUAUCAUGAAACCUGUCUUAAAUGGUCACUAAUGGUUACAUUGAAAAUUGGCUUUUAAUUGUGAUAAUUGUUAUGAAAUAAAAUGGUUUCCAUAAAGUCCUUUUAAAUACCUUAAACUACAACUUGCAC